Drosophila arizonae is the source of this 1206-nucleotide messenger RNA. RefSeq lists its product as uncharacterized. Lineage: Eukaryota; Metazoa; Arthropoda; Insecta; Diptera; Drosophilidae. Gene Ontology annotation, molecular function: extracellular matrix structural constituent conferring tensile strength. The record is from RefSeq and is a predicted model, not a curated record. Gene Ontology annotation, biological process: extracellular matrix organization.
AUGACGGUGAUCACAUUAAUCUAUUUCUGCUGUGGGAUAUUCGUUGCCAACAUUGUCGGCACGGUAUCUACAAACAAUACUGAGCAAGAAACGGGACGAUUCGUUGCCACUAUUCAGUCUCCGGUUCCAGCGCCACCCUCACAACCAAAUGUAGUGUACAAACUAUCUUCACCGCACUAUCCGCAUCCGCCACAUCAAUGUUUUUGUCCGCCGGGACCUCCAGGACCACCGGGUGUGCCGGGACCUCCAGGUCCUUCAGGCUCGCCGGGAAGACCAGGUUACCCCGGUAUAAAGGGAGACAAAGGAUCGAAGGGAGAUAAAGGUCACUUUGGGUUGCCAGGCCAUCGCGGUCCAGUUGGGCCACCAGGUCAUCCUGGUGACAAGCACUGGCCUGCACCUCCCCCUCUGUAUCCUCAUCAACCUCCUAUAAUAAUACCCAUUCCUAUUCCACCGCCAAACAAGGGAAAGCAUAAAGAUCAUGGCCAUAAAGUAGUUCCCGGAAUUCCUGGAUUUCCAGGCCUUCCGGGGCAACCCGGGUAUCCUGGCUAUCCAGCGCCACCCUCACAACCAAAUGUAGUGUACAAACUAUCUUCACCGCACUAUCCGCAUCCGCCACAUCAAUGUUUUUGUCCGCCGGGACCUCCAGGACCACCGGGUGUGCCGGGACCUCCAGGUCCUUCAGGCUCGCCGGGAAGACCAGGUUACCCCGGUAUAAAGGGAGACAAAGGAUCGAAGGGAGAUAAAGGUCACUUUGGGUUGCCAGGCCAUCGCGGUCCAGUUGGGCCACCAGGUCAUCCUGGUGACAAGCACUGGCCUGCACCUCCCCCUCUGUAUCCUCAUCAACCUCCUAUAAUAAUACCCAUUCCUAUUCCACCGCCAAACAAGGGAAAGCAUAAAGAUCAUGGCCAUAAAGUAGUUCCCGGAAUUCCUGGAUUUCCAGGCCUUCCGGGGCAACCCGGGUAUCCUGGCUAUCCAGGUGAAUCCAGCAAUUAUCAGAAUAGUACACCGGUGAGCACUGAAGACAGUUCUGAAGCCACCAAGCCCAACACAAAUGAACAGAGUAUUGAAGACCAGCAACCGGUAAUCAAUAGCCAGUCCUUGGAGAAUAACGAUGUUGAGGAACGCAGUUCGAAAGGUCCACUUAUUUUAUCUAUUUCCACUCCUCGAAAUCCACUCCAAAUGUAUGCAUACGAUAAAAGUAAAUAA